This is a messenger RNA of Pediculus humanus corporis (human body louse), 1833 nucleotides long. Its product is annotated as protein disulfide-isomerase 1 precursor, putative. Gene Ontology annotation, molecular function: protein disulfide isomerase activity; flavin-dependent sulfhydryl oxidase activity. NCBI's taxonomy places the organism in Eukaryota, Metazoa, Arthropoda, Insecta, Psocodea, Pediculidae. The coding region runs from base 1 to 1833 and encodes 610 amino acids. Gene Ontology annotation, biological process: protein folding. The transcript has 3 exons. The record is from RefSeq and is a predicted model, not a curated record. Gene Ontology annotation, cellular component: Golgi membrane.
AUGAAAGUGCCAUUUUUAAUGAAAAUCAGGAAAGGAUUGUAUUCGGAAGAUGAUAAAAUAACUAUUUUAAAUGCAACAAAUUUUAAAACAACUGUCUAUUAUACUGAUAAUGCAUGGUUGAUUGAAUUUUAUAAUAGUUGGUGCGGACAUUGUCACAAAUUUGCUCCAGUAUGGAAAAGAUUAGCUUUUGAUAUAUAUGAAUGGAAAAAUGUAAUCAAAUUGGGUGCUAUCGAUUGUGCUCACAAUGAUCACACAGCCAUUUGUAGAGAAUUUGACAUUAUGGGUUAUCCUACGGUGAAAUUUUUUCCUGCUCGAGAUACGCCAUCUAAUUUAGGCACAGAACUCCCUAGAAUUGCAAACACUGAAAAAAGCAUUGUGAGAAAUGUUGUAGGAAUAUUACAAAAAGAACAAUUAGAAGGAAGAGGAGGACAUAAUUGGCCAAAUUUAAUUCCCUAUAGAAGUUAUGAUACCUCAAACUUGUGGAAAGGAAAUGAUGAUGUUCAAUAUAUUUUUUUAAUUUUUGCCGAUGGAAAUGAUUCACUGGCUGCAGAAAUAAUAUUAGAUUUUUCUCAAGUCAAAGAAAUUCAAAUUCGAAGUGUGGUACCUGAAAACGAAGUUUUAUCCAGACUUUUAGGCGUCACUUCAUAUCCUAGUUUAGUACUCAUAGAGAGAACAAAAAAGGAACCAGAAAUAUUACACUCAAAAGAAAAUACAAGAGAAUCAUUUAGAUUAGUUAUUAAAUCAUUCCUAAAGAAAAAAAAUAUAUCAUUUCCAGAAGAACAAAAACUUCCAGACAUACUCAAUUCGAAUGAUAUUCCAAGCGUGGGCGAAUUGCAGGUGGCAAGAAAUAAUUUGGUACAAAUAUUAAAAAUCAAAGAAUUGGGAGAUGUAGUUUUUCUCAUAGAUUUAGAAAAUACGUUAAAAUACAGUUUAGAACACGAAAUAAGUUCUCACAAGGACAUAUCCGGAGAGGCUUAUGUAGCUUUAAAUAAAUUUUUAAUUAUCAUACACAAAUAUUUUCCAACUGGAGAAGCCGGAGCCGUUUACCUACAAAAAUUAAUCGAAACGGUUUCAAGUCAAAGUGAAAUGACGGGUUCGGAAUUUAAAGAAAAUCUCAAUAACCUUUCACGCGGAGGAUUAGAAUCUGUACUUUUGACAAAAAAAGACUGGAUGGGUUGCAGAGGAAGCGAAGAUCACUUGAGAAGGUACCCAUGUGGCAUGUGGACGUUGUUUCAUUACAUGACCGUAAACGCUCUUCGCGAUUCAUCUCAAUCGAAUUUCAAUCCGUUGGAAGUUUUGGACGCCAUGUUGAGUUACGUAACGCAUUUUUUCGGGUGCACGGAAUGUUCGAAACACUUUCAAGAAAUGUCUCAAAACAAAUCGAUGCGAACAAAAGUGAAAACGGGAGACGAAGCCGUUUUGUGGCUUUGGUCGGCACACAACGAAGUGAACAAACGUUUGUCCAAAGAUAAAUCCGAAGAUCCGCAAUUUCCAAAAAUUUCGUUUCCCUCACCCGAGAGGUGUCCCAAUUGUCGCGAUAAAAUGGGCGAUUGGAACGAGAAAGAAGUACUUAAUUAUUUAAUAUCCGUGUACAGUCGGGAAAAUCUCAUACAAAUGGGUUCUGAGGGAAAAUUGAGCUUUUACAAUAAAUCGCGGGUCGAAUACAGGAACAUGAAAAAAAUCGGAAAAGAUUUCAACAUAUUCGACAUAAGUUUAUGCGUGGCUUUGUACAUGGCGUCCGCGAUAAUAUGCGUCGGUGUGUGUAUGAAAUUCGUUUUGAAAAAAAAAUAUCGUAAAAAAUCGUACGUACAAGAUUUGCUGGGCAAAGUAUAA